GGGGAGUUCGUUCCAGAGGGACGGAGCAGCCACAGAGAAGGCCCUCCUUGGGAGCUAUUGGGAGCUAUCGAACUUAGCAGUUUUAAAGCUUUCUUUUUUAAAGCUUUCAACAGGUGGCAGCACCUUGCCUAGCAACAUCGGUGGAUGUUGGCUUGGAUGUCCAUGAAGUCACCAUUAACCAGGAGGCCAUUUUUCUUCUUGUACCUACUUUGUGUCACCACUAGAUGGCCCUCUAAGAUUAAAAAACCACCAACCCGUGGAAGUUCGCUGUGACAGUAAAGGGAAGGAGAAAUUUGCUACCAGUCCAAAAAAGCGAAGCGGAGGGAGACGUCAGCUGACCCGAAAAGCACAAGCGAGCAAUGUCUUCUCUUCCGCGGGGCUUUGGACCUGUGUUCUCUGAAUGAGCCUCGCCGAGAAAAUUGCUUCUGGAACCUGGGUAAUUUCGCAAAGCUUGAACUAUUGAUGGAAAACCCAUUCAGCUCAUUGCACACUGGGCUACAAUUGGGAGGUGGGAUCAAGUUCAUGGAAAACAAAAGGCAGAAGUAACUUCUGGCUGGUUUAUUUACCAUUGUUGAUGCAAUUACUUGUAACUGACUUUUCUUAGAAAGUAUUACCAGUCACUGUACUUUCAUCUCAUUUCCCCCCCCCCCCUUUCAGGGAUCAGGGACAAUAUGUUCUGUGCCUUUUGUUUUAUCUGCACAAUUACCUUGCGCGCUAAACUAACUUCAGGUUCUCAAAUGCUGCCUUUUGUUUCCUCUACCCUCUUCCUAAAAGGAAGCUUGGGCAUAGUUUUGCAUGAUUUUUAAAUAAUUAGUGCAGUAUACAUUUCUGGCCUUCAUUUAUAGUUCUACUACUAAUUACAAAACCUCUCAGCCAUGAGCAUGCCAGUUUUGUACUCUACUGGUGGGUGGGUGGAGUUCUACUAUAUGUGUAAUGUACAAGUUGUCCACCCUGUAGUAAACACGGAAACGGGAACAAGCCACAUCUCCUGUAAAAUGAGAAACGUAUUUCCUCUUUUCUCUUAAGCCUAGCAUGAGUUAGCACUGCAACUAAUGGCAAAACUGCCCUCUUUUAACUACGUUUUUACAUUCUCCCUUUAAUUUAGCACCCUCAAAAGCAUGACAUUGGCUGAAGUCAGUUUACAGAAACAGUUGGAUCAACGGCAUGGAGAGCGGCCCGGCGGGUCCCUCGGCCGAGAAGAAAAACCACCACUGGAAAAGUUACAAGUUGAUUAUUGACCCGGCGCUGAAGAAAGGCCAGCACAAGCUCUACCGAUACGAUGGGCAACACUUCAGCAUUCCUAAUCCCAGUCUGGCCCCCGUGGAGUGCGUGGAGGACCCCAGGAUAGGACGCAUCUGGACCAAAACGAAAGAACUGGAACUCUCCGUCCCCAAAUUUAAGAUUGACGAGUUUUACGUGGGGCCCGUGCCCCCCAAGCAAGUCACUUUUGCCAAGCUGAACGACAACAUCCGCGAAAACUUCCUGACCGACAUGUGCAAGAAAUACGGCGAGGUGGAAGAAGUGGAGAUUUUGUACAACCCCAAGAACAGGAAGCACCUGGGCAUCGCCAAAGUCGUCUUUGCCACCGUCAGGGGCGCCCGGGAAGCCGUCCAGCACCUGCACAACACUUCCGUCAUGGGGAAUAUCAUCCACGUGCAGCUAGAUACAAAAGGUGGGGAGAACCCCCCCUCCAACCCCCCCCCCCCGCGGGAUGCAGCCUUUCCUCCAUCUUGCUCUUUGCCAAGUUUAAAGAGCCCUUUUCUAGUCGGUCUCAUCUGUUGUUUACCAGUCUCUUUUGCCUUUAUUUUAUUUUUUUUGCAGCUGGCCGAUACUCUGAAACGGCUGAAGGACAGUGGUCUGUCUUCGGCAGGAUCCUCCACCACCCCGAACAGCAGCACCCCAUUCUCCCACGACACGGCCUUUUCCAGUUGUCGACAGGACACCCCCAACUCCUACAGCCAGUUCACCCCCCAGUCGCAAGGAACGCCUCUGACGCCACGCCUGGGGACCCCCUUUUCCCAAGACUCCGCCUACUCUAGCCGACAGACCACGCCGGCCUACCAUUUCGGACAGGACUCCGGCUACAAACCCCGGAGGCACGAAACGAAAUUCACGGACGCUUAUAACCGCCGUCUGGGCCACCACUACGUACAUAACUCAGCCGGGACUUUCCGAAGCUCCGAGCAUCAAUUCGGCACCUUCAAGUCCCAUCAGCCGGAAACGGUGCAAUAUCCCCAGGCGUCCCCCGUGAGUCACACAGGUGCUUCGACGUACAAAUCCGCCUUCUCCCCCUACCAAGCCCCAGCCACCUACCCCCAGCCCGAAGAGCCCCCGUUUUCUCAAACGUCCCGGGAAGUGGAAUACCGGCGGCCCCCACUUCCCACUGAGGUGACCGUCGAAAGUAGCCCAGCUCCUCCGGUGGAAUUUGUUCCUGCAAAGGACAAACCGGAGGAGCCCCCUCCUCUUCCUCCGCCCCCGCCUCCCCCAGAGCCCGACAGUCUUACCGAGCCUUCCGUUGGGCCGUCCUUCGGCCAGACUCCGGAACGGAGCGAGACACCCGGCACCCCGACUGUAGAAUCGGAAAGUCAGCCGAACAGUUUGGACACGAGGAUCGAAAUGCUUUUAAAGGAGCAGAGGAGUUUUAUCGAGCACGACUCGGACAACGAGAUACGGAUGGAAGGCAGCCCCAUUUCUUCGUCCUCUUCCCAGCUUUCCCCGAUCCCGAACUCGCAGCCCAGCUAUCGAGUGCAAACCCCUUCCUCGCGCCCUUCCAGCACUGGCUUGGAAGACAUCAGCCCGACCCCGUUGCCCGAUUCGGAUGACGACGAGCCCAUUGGCGGGGUGGCUUCUGCCUGCCAGAACUCGUGGGGGGCAGCCGAGGCGAGCGUCACCCCUGUGGACCAGCUGAACCGGACUUCCAAAUCGGAGCCCUUGGAGGCUAAAGAAGCGCAGCCGGUUAGCAGCAGCCCCGUGCUCGAAAAAAUGGAAGAGUGUCAUCAAUCUUCGGGGGAAGACAUGGAGAUCUCGGACGACGAGAUGAGCGAAUCGCCCAGCGCGGAAUGUGCCAAGAACAUUGUGGUGAACACCUCCAUUGGCGGCAGCUCCGUGAUGACCUCUUCCAUCCCGAUGCCUCCGCCGGGCUUCCCUCCCCUACCCCCUCCUCCGCCUCCCCAGUCGGUCUUCCCGAUGCCUCCUCCUCUUCCUCCCCCGCCUCCGCCCACCCACCCCGCUGUCACCGUCCCCCCUCCGCCCCUCCCGACCCCUCCGGGGGUCCCUCCCCCUCACAUCCUGCCCCCUCUCCCUCCCUUCCAUCCGGGGAUGUUUCCUCUGAUGCAGAUGGACAUGAUCAGCGUCCUGGGCAACCAGUGGGGGGGCCUGUCCAUGUCUUUCCAGAUGCAAACCCAGAUGCUCAGCCGCCUGAUGCAAGGGCAGAACACCUACCAGUACCCCCCCUUCGUGAGUAACCGGAUGCAGUUUGUGAACCUCCCUCCCUACCGGCAUUUCUCCAUGGGGGCAGCUAUGAACCGGGGGCAGCAGUGGCCCCCUUUGCCCAGGUUCGACCCCUCCGUCCCCCCUCCGGGUUACGAGCCCAAGAAGGAAGAUCCGCACAAGGCCACGGUGGACGGCGUCCUCUUGGUGAUCGUGAAGGAGCUCAAAGCAAUAAUGAAAAGGGAUUUGAACAAGAAGAUGGUGGAAGUGGUGGCGUUCCGGGCGUUUGACGAUUGGUGGGACAAAAAAGAACGUCUUGCUAAGGCAUCUUUGACCCCGGUUAAAUCUGGGGACCAUAAAGACGAGGAGAAACCGAAACCAAAGGACCGCAUCACCUCCUGCCUUCUGGAGAACUGGAAUAAAGGAGAAGGGUUGGGCUACGAAGGGAUCGGCUUGGGCAUCGGGCUGCGAGGGGCCAUCCGGUUACCAUCCUUUAAGCUCACCACAGGAAUACGUGGUGUUCCCAAUGGGCGAUUUGGAAAACCAUACUGGGAUGGUGUGGGAAGCCCCAGCGCUCCCCACUUCUAG
Molecule: messenger RNA, 4017 nt
Organism: Thamnophis sirtalis
Lineage: Eukaryota; Metazoa; Chordata; Lepidosauria; Squamata; Natricidae
Source: RefSeq, a predicted model, not a curated record